AUGUUUAAUGGGUUGAAUUUUGUAGAUUGGAGUGAACAAGUUCAAUUUCACCUCGGUGUAUUGGAUCUUGAUUUGACACUCUUAAGUGAUCAACCUGGUGAUAUUACUGAUUCUAGCAGUGCUGAAGAAAUAACCUAUUAUAGUAAUUGGGAAAGAUCAAAUAGGUUUAGUUUGAUGUUUAUGCGAAUGAGUGUUACAAAUAACAUCAAGACAACUAUUCCCAAAACUGAAAAUGCUAAAGAGUUUUUAAAGUUUGUGGGAGAGCAUUCCCAAAUAGUAGAUAAGUCUCUUGCUGGGACAUUAAUGGGUACGUUAACCACUAUGAAGUUUGAUGAUUCACGCACUAUACAUGAGCAUGUUGUUGAAAUGACAAAUAUUGCAGCAAAACUUAGGACUUUGGGAAUUGAUGUGAAUGAAAACUUUCUUAUUCAGUUCAUUUUAAACUCAUUACCAACUGAGUAUGGACCGUUUCAAAUGAACUAUAACACCGUGAAAGAUAAAUGGAAUGUGCAUGAGUUGCACAGUAUGCUAGUUCAAGAGGAAACACAACUGAACAAUAAAGAAAUUCACUCUAUUCAUUAUGUGAACAAUCAAGGAGCUGAAAAGAAAGCAAAAAAGCAUGGAAAGGGGAAAGGAUCUUUGAAGGAUAAUGAAUCCUUUUCUCAUAUCCAGAAGAAGGUAUCAAGUAAGGACAAAUGUUGUUUCUAUGGAAAACCUAGACAUUACCAGAAGUACUGCUUCAAUUGGAAAGCUUGGUUCGAAAGGAAGGGUAAGCCUAGAACUUAUGUAUGUUUCGAAUUGAAUUUAGCUGAAGUUCCUUAUAAUACUUGGUGGAUUGAUUUUGGACGUACAACUCAUGUUUCUAAUAUGAUGUAG
Malania oleifera is the source of this 876-nucleotide messenger RNA. RefSeq lists its product as uncharacterized. NCBI's taxonomy places the organism in Eukaryota, Viridiplantae, Streptophyta, Magnoliopsida, Santalales, Ximeniaceae. The record is from RefSeq and is a predicted model, not a curated record. The transcript has a single exon. Bases 1 to 876 code for a protein of 291 amino acids.